AAACUGUUUUUGGAGAAUCUACGGAAAGCCCUGACUGGUCACAGUGGAAGCAAACAGCUGACCGAAAGUGCAGCAAUUGCCUGCGUUAAACUCUGCAAAGCGUCCACGUACAUCAGCUGGGAGGAUCACUCCGUUAUCUUCCUGCUAGUGCAGUCCAUCGUCAUGGAUCUGAAGGGGUUGCUGUUUAACCCAGCUAAACCAUUUUCCAGAGGCGCAGGGAGCCAGAGUGCAGACUUGGACUUAAUGAUCGACUGUUUUGUCUCCUGUUUCAGAAUCAACCCGCAUAACAAUCAGCAAUUUAAG
This is a messenger RNA of Sinocyclocheilus rhinocerous, 303 nucleotides long. Its product is annotated as neurofibromin-like. The transcript is spliced from 2 exons. NCBI's taxonomy places the organism in Eukaryota, Metazoa, Chordata, Actinopteri, Cypriniformes, Cyprinidae. The record is from RefSeq and is a predicted model, not a curated record. The annotation marks the transcript as partial.